ACUCGGAAGACCGCCAAAUCCACACCCUACCCAAUUUCGCUCGCCGCCAGUGUCGGUGCUUUCCCCACCGUAAGCGACAGUCGUCUACGGUUUCCGAUCGGAGCAUUAGGGUUUUGCCAGAAAAGAAACAACCAUUAAAACUAUGAGUAGCUCUCGAGAGGAGUCCCCAGAUUGGUUCCGUGCUUUCCAGGCACCAACACAAUCGGUUCUGAUGGUAUCUCUAGAUUCUGAUUCCUCCCCAAGUAACAGUCCUUUGAGGGAAGACACAGAACUAUCUUCCAAGGAAACAUCACAGUUUCCAGUGAAAGAUGAGGAUCAAGAUAUGCUUCUAUCUGGUCAUGACAAGGAGUCUUCACCAAGCAGGAGUUCCGAAGAUAAGUCUUCAAUCAAACAGUCAAAGGUAGAGCACACUCCUGUAAAAAAGAAAAAGAAGACAGAUUAUUGCAGAAAAAGAGAUAAUGGCAGUGAUGGGAAAUCUGCAAAACCAGUGAAGUCUGAGAAGGAGAUUGAACCAGAUGCACCAGAAAAUUUAGUUUUGGCAUUGUCAUCAGAUUCAGAAUCUCCUUAUAAGCCUGCUAGAGAAGCUUCUAAGGGGAAAUCUCCCAAGAAAAGGCUGAAAACUGAGGAUCCUCUACCAGAAAAGAAGGGAAAAGUAAACAGCAACAAUGAUCAUAAAAAAGGAGAUGAUGGUGAUGAAGAGGUUGCAGAUGAAGGGACUGCUGGGAAGCAUAUUGAACCUCGUUUUUCCUCCUCAAGGUUGCCUUUGCUGCUCUCUGAGAAAGUCAGCCUUUCGAAGGCCCUUGUCGAGUGUGAAGGUGAAUCCAUUGAUCUGAGUGGUGAUGUGGGUGCUGUUGGGCGAGUGGUGAUUUCGGCUAAUCCACCCGGAAAUCAGGAAAUGUUGUUAGAUCUGAAAGGAACCAUAUACAAAACAACCAUAGUUCCUUCCAGGACAUUCUGUGUUGUUAGCUUUGGACAGUCAGAAGCAAAGAUAGAGGCUAUCAUGAAUGACUUCAUCCAGCUGAAGCCUCAAUCUAAUGUUUACGAGGCUGAAACUAUGGUUGAAGGAACAUUGGAUGGAUUCUCAUUUGAUUCCGAAGAUGAUGCUGACAAGGUGCCUGGAGCCAUCACCAACCAAACUGAUCAAACUGAGGGACAACAAGCCAACGGAAAACCCAAAACAAAAGCUUCAAAAACAUCAGGGGUUGCAAAUAAAAGAGGUAAAGCUGCAGGAGCGAAGGCACCCAAGAAAGUAAAAAAGAAAACUCAAGCUCCCAAAAAAGGCAGGACUAAGAAGUGACUUAGAUGAUUUAAGAACCAACAUUCAUGUUUCAUUAGAGAAUGGGAAGGACCAAGCAACAACAAUACAUUGCUUUUGGUUAUUAUUGUCCCGGCAGUGGGUUUUGUAGCCCCCCUCUGUGGGACCUAAAACAUUUAACAUUCCUUCAUAGUAAUGAAGCCUAAUAUUUGAGUUCUUCUGGCUCCAGUAUUAAAGCAAGGAAAUUUUAGCUAGUUAGAAGUGUCAAAGGUGGCAACCUCAUUUCAUGAGUUGGCAAGCAUGAAGUUGCUGGUUUGAACGCUUUCUCAUUACUUGGUGUAGACAUUCACUGCUGUAUAUAUAUAUACAUAUCUUUAUUGCAAAAUAAUUCAUCACUGUACUCAA
Diospyros lotus (date-plum) is the source of this 1660-nucleotide messenger RNA. RefSeq names its product DNA-binding protein BIN4. Gene Ontology annotation, cellular component: nucleus; DNA topoisomerase type II (double strand cut, ATP-hydrolyzing) complex. The record is from RefSeq and is a predicted model, not a curated record. The coding region runs from base 143 to 1297 and encodes 384 amino acids. Gene Ontology annotation, molecular function: double-stranded DNA binding. Gene Ontology annotation, biological process: DNA endoreduplication; chromosome organization. NCBI's taxonomy places the organism in Eukaryota, Viridiplantae, Streptophyta, Magnoliopsida, Ericales, Ebenaceae. The transcript has 12 exons.